This is a messenger RNA of Thunnus maccoyii (southern bluefin tuna), 4659 nucleotides long. Its product is annotated as phospholipid-transporting ATPase ID-like. Gene Ontology annotation, biological process: Golgi organization; phospholipid translocation. Gene Ontology annotation, cellular component: plasma membrane. The record is from RefSeq and is a predicted model, not a curated record. Bases 112 to 3390 code for a protein of 1092 amino acids. NCBI's taxonomy places the organism in Eukaryota, Metazoa, Chordata, Actinopteri, Scombriformes, Scombridae. Gene Ontology annotation, molecular function: ATP binding; ATP hydrolysis activity; ATPase-coupled intramembrane lipid carrier activity. The transcript has 24 exons.
ACAAGGAAACAGCCGUCAUCAUGACAAUGGAUAGACGCCGUGAUUGCAUGGCUGUUAUGUUGUUUCACAGUUUAAGAGAGGCAAGGAUAGCUGCUUGCAGAAGAUGAAACCAUGAGAAUGAGAUAUGAGAACAGACACAAAAGCGACAAUCAAGUGAAUAACCGGAGAGUGGAUGUCCUCAUCGAUGGAGAACUGAAAAGUGAAAAAUGGAUGAAUGUUCAGGUUGGAGACAUAAUCAAACUGGAGAAUAAUCAGUUUGUCACAGCAGAUCUUCUGUUGCUGUCAAGCAGUGAGCCUCUCAAUCUGGUCUACGUAGAAACUGCUGAAUUAGAUGGUGAAACCAAUCUGAAGGUGAAACAGGCUCUGACUGUAACUGGAGAGUUGGGAGACAGCAUUGAUGCACUGGCUGGCUUCAAUGGUGAAGUGCGAUGUGAGCCUCCUAACAACCGUCUGGACAAGUACAAAGGGACCCUGUCUCUGAACGGACAGACGUAUGCUUUGGACAACGACAAGGUGCUGCUGCGAGGAUGUACUCUGAGGAACACAGACUGGUGCUUCGGUCUGGUUGUGUUUGGAGGUCCUGACACCAAGCUGAUGCAGAACAGCGGAAAGACAACGUUCAAACGGACGAGCAUUGAUCACCUCAUGAAUGUCUUGGUGUUGUGUAUCUUUGGUUUCCUGGCGCUCAUGUGCUCCGUUCUGGCCAUUGGCAAUGCAAUCUGGGAGGUGAGGGAGGGCUCACUGUUCACAGCGUUCCUCCCUAGAGAACAGGGGGUUGACGCCGCUCUCUCGGCUUUCCUCUCUUUCUGGUCUUACGUCAUCAUCCUCAACACAGUGGUGCCCAUUUCUCUCUAUGUCAGUGUGGAGAUCAUCCGUCUGGGGAACAGUUUCUACAUAGACUGGGACCGGAAGAUGUAUUACCCCAAAAAUGACACUCCUGCCCAGGCGAGGACCACCACACUCAAUGAGGAGCUGGGCCAGAUCAAAUAUAUCUUUAGCGACAAGACUGGCACCCUUACGCAGAACAUAAUGACUUUCAACAAGUGCUCCAUCAAUGGGAAAGCAUAUGGGGAGCUGUUUGAUUUUUCUGGACAAAGGAUGGAAAUAACAGAGAAGACACAGAAAGUGGAUUUCACCUGGAACCAGCUGGCUGAUCCAAAGUUCAUCUUUCACGACCACAGCCUGGUGGAGACGGUGAGAGAGGGAAACCUGGCGGCACAGGACUUCUUUCGCUUGCUGGCUCUGUGCCACACUGUCAUGCCUGAGGAGAAGAAAGAGGGGGAGCUCUACUAUCAGGCUCAGUCUCCUGAUGAGGGCGCCCUGGUGACUGCAGCAAGAAACUUUGGGUUUGUGUUCCGCUCACGUACUCCAGAGACCAUCACGGUCGUGGAGAUGGGAAAACAAGUCACCUAUGAGCUUCUGGCUGUCCUGGACUUCAAUAAUGUGCGCAAGAGGAUGUCAGUCAUUGUGCGUAACCCUGAGGGCAAGAUGACCUUAUACUGCAAAGGAGCAGACACCAUCAUCUAUGAAAGACUGCACCCGUCCUGUAACAAGCUGAUGGAAGUUACCACUGGACACCUCAAUGAGUAUGCAGGUGACGGCCUCCGUACACUGGUUCUGGCCUACAAGGAUUUGGAUGAGAGCUACAUGGAGGAGUGGAAACAACGCCACCAUGACGCCAGUACCGCCAUGGACGAUAGAGAGCAGAGACUUGAUGAACUUUAUGAAGAGAUAGAAAAAGACCUGAUGCUGUUGGGGGCAACAGCUGUGGAGGACAAGCUGCAGGACGGUGUGCCACAGACCAUAGAGCAACUGGCUAAAGCUGACAUCAAAAUCUGGGUCUUGACUGGGGAUAAACAGGAGACAGCGGAGAACAUUGGCUAUUCCUGCAACAUGCUGAGAGAGGAGAUGAAGGAGGUUUUCAUUGUGGCAGCAAAUACGGCGGAAGGAGUCAAAGAGGAGCUACAGAAUGCAAGAAGGAAAAUGUGUCCAGAAGGAGCAGAAGAGCCAAUUGUGAGCAAAGCUCGUGCAGGCCUGUUUUGGCUUGAGAAGACAGAGACUGUGCAGGAUGAGAAGGUGGAUGGAGAAUAUGGCCUGGUUAUAAAUGGACACAGUUUGGCCUUUGCACUGGAGAAGGGCUUGCAGCUGGAGCUGCUGAGGACAGCAUGUAUGUGUCAGACAGUGAUUUGCUGCAGGGUCACCCCUCUGCAGAAGGCCCAAGUGGUUCAGCUGGUCAAGAAGUACAAGCAGGCUGUCACUCUGGCCAUUGGGGACGGGGCCAACGAUGUCAGCAUGAUCAAGGCUGCUCAUAUCGGUGUAGGCAUCAGUGGUCAGGAGGGCAUGCAGGCAGUUCUCUCCAGCGACUACUCCUUCGCCCAGUUCCGUUACCUCCAACGCCUCCUGCUUGUGCACGGUCGCUGGUCCUACCUGCGCAUGUGCAAGUUCCUGCGAUAUUUCUUUUACAAGAACUUCACCUUCACCUUUGUGCAUUUCUGGUAUGCCUUCUUCUGCGGCUUCUCUGCUCAGACUGUGUAUGAUGAGUGGUUCAUCACCUUGUACAACCUGGUUUACACAGCUCUUCCUGUCCUUGGCAUGAGCCUUUUUGACCAGGAUGUGAAUGACCGCUGGAGUUUCCAGUAUCCUCAGCUCUAUUCUCCAGGCCCACUGAAUCUAUAUUUCAAUAAGAAAGCCUUUGUGCGCUGCAUGAUGCACAGCUGCUACAGCUCCCUCGUCCUCUUCUUCAUCCCAUGGGCCGCCAUGCGUGACACGGUCCGAGAUGAUGGCAAAGAUGUUGCAGACUAUCAGUCCUUCGCUUUACUGGCGCAGACCUGUCUGCUCGUUGUGAUGAACAUACAGCUGUGUCUGGACACCCAUUACUGGACGGCAGUCAACCAGUUUUUUGUGUGGGGCAGCCUGGCUGCCUACUUUGCCAUCACAUUUACCAUGUACAGCAAUGGCAUGUUCUUCAUCUUCACCUCCUCUUUCCCCUUCAUCGGCACUGCAAGAAACUCUUUGAGUCAGCCCAAUGUGUGGCUGACCAUGUUCCUGACUUCCCUCCUCUGUAUUCUGCCUGUGGUGGCUUUCCGCUUCGUUCUCAUUCAGCUUUGGCCCACCAUCAAUGACAAGGUGAGGCAUAAGUUGCGAAAGGAGGCACUGCCAGCUCCAACGCGUCGUAUACCUACCAAGCGUAUCAGCACCCGGCGGUCGGGCUACGCCUUCUCUCACUCCCAGGGCUAUGGUGAUCUGGUGACAUCUGGAAGAUUCCUAAUGAAACGACCCCCGAAGACUCGAUCGGUCCUGUUCUCCCAAACAGACUCUCCUCUGGAUCACAAUCAGCCACAGCACUACCACACCAUUACAGAGGAGCCGCAGGAGCCACGGCGCCAUUAGACAGGAGGUAUGCAGGGACUAAACCACUGCAGAGAGUGUGUGGGACCAAUGUGAUGAAUGCUGUGAAGAUGGUGUACUUGGGAGCACAUACAGCCCACACUGAUGGUCUUUUCAGCUCAAGAAGUACAACUAUUAUACACUACAGUUCACAUUACUGCUGACUGUUUCCCAGAAUACCAGCAGAUUUUAGAUAGAUUUUCUACCUUCUAAACAGACAUUGGUUUCGAGCAGGGACUAGUGAAAACCUUUUUUGUUGCAUUCAAGUACACUACAAUCUCCAUAUUUUGCAACUCAGCCAGGUGCUGAAAAAGGAUCAACACAUUAUUUCACAACAUGCCUAAGCGGGUUUGAUCUUCCAACAGCAUAACUCACAAAUUUAGCUCAACUCUCAAAUUUCAGAUAUCAGAGAGACCUUGAACGUGCUAACAGAGUUUUUAAAUCAGUACUUGAUUGCAACUGAUAAUGUAGAUGUGACAAAAUAUUCUAAGUCUCAAGCAUGGUUUAAUACUGUAGUGAAAUAAACAGAAACUAAAAGCAACAUGUAAGGUAAAAAAUUAGCCUAAAAAUCUUAUGGUAAGCUCUUGGAAAUAUCCAGAAAUAAUGUAUGCAGUUUGUACUUCAUGGGCUAAAAUACGCAAAACCAUAAAUUGCUAUGAGAUUAACUUUGUGUCAUGCACACCUUUUUUUUUUUUUUACAGUAUUUGUUGUGAUUUCUAGAUUGUUAAGUUAAACAUUUCUUUUAAAAAAAUUGCCACUGGCUGAUCUGGAGAAUCUGGAUUACCACACUGCCUGCAACAUGAUGUUGCAUUUUGUACUUCUUAAUUCUUUUUUUCCACCUCAAGUUAAUUGUCAAUGCUCAGUGCGUCAUUUUGAGAAACAGUGAUUUCAUUUCCAGUUGAUAGACAUAUUUUCUGUUAGCUUUUAUUGUUUAUGUAAUUAUUUACAUGAAUAUUUUUUAAUAUUGUUUUAUGUUUGUUCUACACUGUGUUAAUGAUCUGUUUGACCACUCAGUCACAGUAUUGUCACAGUACAGCCAGGGGUCAGUGUUGUCUUUGUAACUGUGUUUUCAACUUUCCAGAGCCAGUAAAGUAAAUGUUGUAUGGUUUAAGUGUCUUAUAAGAACCAGCGGACCGCACAUAUCACUCAAUAUAUUUUGUAUUGAGACCAUCAUGUUUUCAUGGUAGGCUCCUCUGACUCAUAUCUGAUGGGAUACGAGCAUGAACAUGAUCAUUCAAAUUUUAACAUAGGGGAUCACGUGUGAAUAAAACA